CCAAGACCAACGCCUCUCCUCCGCCCAACAAAAAGAUAACAUAUGCCUUUGGAAGGGCCUUCCUGUCUUCUCCGCUUGUAAUUCUGGCCUGUGGAGAGGAUGUGUUUCUGAAUUUUUCUCUUCUAAAUCUAAUCACACACUCUCGAAUCCAUGGUUGCAUUAGCCUUGUCAUCCUCUCUCCACGCCUCUAAUUCGUCAAUCUAUGGUUCAAUCAAACUCAACCCAUGUUGUCCCACACCAUCACUCCUCACUGCAACAAAAAUUUCUCAGAAUACUACGAGAAAAAACUCGUCUCGUUCUCGCAGAUUGACAGUCUUUGCAGUGACCGAGGGCUCGAGCAAAGAGAAGGAAGAAGAAUCAAUACCUUCAUGGGCUAGACCAGACUCGGACGAGCCUCCUCCUUGGGCUCGAGACGAAGCGUCUCAGAGUGCUUCGCAGCAGAGCUUUCAGAUCCCCUUCUUCGUCUACUUGCUUGCCUCUGCUAUCACUGCAAUUGCCGCCAUUGGUUCUGUUUUUGAGUACUUGAAUCAAAAACCUGUUUUUGGUGUUUUGAGCUCAGACAGUGUCUUUUAUGCUCCGUUGCUCGGAUUCUUUGCUUUUACUGGCAUACCCACCUCUGCAUUUUUGUGGUUCAAAUCCGUUCAAGCUGCCAACAAGGAGGCUGAGGAACAAGACCGGAGGGAUGGUUUUCUGUAGAGUCAAAUUUGCUGCAUGGGCCAGCAGCCAUAAUCAUUAGUAUUGAACUCAUACUUUAGGGCCCUGUAUAACCCAUAUUCUGUUAAAUUCAAUUAUACUUUUGUAAGGUACACCAACACUGUAUAACCCAUAUUCUGUUGAAUUCAAUUAUACUUUCUUGAGGUACACCAACAACUGCAUUUGCAAAUGAAUUUACCAUCAGUGUUUCUCUUC
Messenger RNA from Camellia sinensis, 909 nucleotides. RefSeq lists its product as uncharacterized. The record is from RefSeq and is a predicted model, not a curated record. Lineage: Eukaryota; Viridiplantae; Streptophyta; Magnoliopsida; Ericales; Theaceae.